AUGAACGUGAUGCUGACGCGUUGCCAACGAGGCAUGGUCAUCGUCACCAGCAAGCGAUUCCUGGAGAACGGUGGGAAGAACACCGUUAUGGGCAAGAUGAUGCACUAUUGGAAGCGGCGAAGGGGAGAAACCGUUUGGACGGAUCCCUACAUGAUCAUGAAUCGCUUCGCCGAGUUGCCUGGCUCUGCUGCG
Laetiporus sulphureus 93-53 is the source of this 192-nucleotide messenger RNA. RefSeq lists its product as uncharacterized. The annotation marks the transcript as partial. The transcript has a single exon. Lineage: Eukaryota; Fungi; Basidiomycota; Agaricomycetes; Polyporales; Laetiporaceae. The record is from RefSeq and is a predicted model, not a curated record.